AUGCCCUUUGUCAAAGACUUCGAGCCAGUUUCUUUGGAAAACACUAAUCUAUUCAAGCCGAUCAAGGUCGGUAACACUCAGCUUGCGCACCGCGUGGUCAUGCCUCCCUUGACCAGGAUGAGGGCGAGCCAUCCCGGCAACGUUCCGAACAAGCAAUGGGCUGCCGAGUACUACCGUCAGCGUGCGCAGAGACCCGGCACCAUGAUCAUCACCGAGGGUACUUUCAUCUCUCCCCAAGCCGGUGGCUACGACAACGCCCCCGGCAUCUGGUCUGACGAGCAGGUUGCUCAGUGGAAGGACAUCCUCUUGGCCAUCCACGACAAAAAGUCCUUUGCCUGGGUGCAACUGUGGGCCCUUGGCAGGGCGUCCUUCCCAGACGCGAUGGCUAGAGACGGGCUGCGCUACGAUUCUGCAUCAGAUGCAGUGUACAUGGAGGACACGGCCAACGCCGCAAAGGUCCCAGCACACACCUUGACCAAGGACGACAUUAAGCAGUACGUCAAGGAGUACGUACACGCCGCUAAGAAUGCCGUUUUCUUGGCCGGCGCUGACGGUGUGGAGAUUCAUAGCGCCAAUGGGUACUUGCUGAACCAGUUCUUGGACCCUCGUUCCAACACCAGGAACGAUGAGUACGGCGGGUCCAUUGAAAACAGGGCCCGCUUCACUCUGGAGGUCGUUKACGCUGUGUCCGACGCCAUCGGCCACGACAGGGUUGGCUUGAGGUUGUCUCCCUACGGCACUUUCAACAGCAUGUCCGGCGGUGCUGAGCCGCAUAUUGUUGCUCAAUACGCUUAUGUCUUGGGCGAAUUGGAGAGACGAGCCAAGGCCGGUAAGCGGUUGGCCUUUGUCCAUCUGGUCGAGCCUCGUGUUACCGACCUGACCCUGGAUGAAGGCGAAGGGGACUACGAUGAAGGUAGCAACGAUUUCGCUUACUCCAUUUGGAAAGGCCCUAUCGUUAAAGCCGGUAACUUUGCGUUGCACCCAGAUGCCGUCAAAGAAGAAGUCAAGCGUGACAGAACGUUGAUCGCUUACGGCAGAUUCUUCAUUGCCAACCCGGACUUGGUGGACCGUUUGGAAAAGGGUCUGCCAUUGAACAAGUACGAUAGAGCUACUUUCUACACCAUGUCCGCAGAAGGUUACAUUGAUUACCCAACUUACGGUGAGGCAGUGGAGUUAGGCUGGGACAAAAACUAA
This is a messenger RNA of Saccharomyces eubayanus, 1194 nucleotides long. It is a transcript of the gene OYE3, whose product is annotated as NADPH dehydrogenase. The transcript has a single exon. Gene Ontology annotation, molecular function: FMN binding; NADPH dehydrogenase activity. The coding region runs from base 1 to 1194 and encodes 397 amino acids. The record is from RefSeq and is a predicted model, not a curated record. Lineage: Eukaryota; Fungi; Ascomycota; Saccharomycetes; Saccharomycetales; Saccharomycetaceae.